Caenorhabditis elegans is the source of this 1130-nucleotide messenger RNA. It is a transcript of the gene etfa-1, whose product is annotated as putative electron transfer flavoprotein subunit alpha, mitochondrial. Gene Ontology annotation, cellular component: mitochondrial matrix. The record is from RefSeq and is marked reviewed. Gene Ontology annotation, molecular function: electron transfer activity; flavin adenine dinucleotide binding. Lineage: Eukaryota; Metazoa; Nematoda; Chromadorea; Rhabditida; Rhabditidae.
CCGAAAUGCUCUCUGCAAGAACUGUCCUUAGCCGUGCUGGCUUGAUCAGCAAUGCCUCCCGUCUGAACAGCACUCUUGUUGUCGCCGAGCACGAUGAGACAAAGCUUGCUCCAAUCACUCUCAAUGCUAUCACUGCUGCUUCUAAACUCGGAAAUGAAGUAUCUGUCCUCGUCACUGGAGCCAACGCAACAAAGGUUGCUGAACAAGUUGCAAAAGUGAAUGGAGUGAAAAGAGUUCUUGUGGCUCAAGAUGAGAAGCUGAAGAAUAAUCUUCCAGAACGAGUGGCUCCAGUUAUUCUUGCUUCUCAAAAACAAUUCAAUUUCACCGCCAUCACCGCUGGAUCUUCAGCAUUCGGACGUGGAGUUAUUCCAAGAGUCGCCGCUAAGCUUGACGUAUCUUCAAUCUCUGACGUCACUGAAGUUCAUUCGGCUGACAGUUUCACUCGCACUUUGUAUGCUGGUAAUGCAGUUAAAAAAGUGAAGAGCACCGCACCGAUCAAGCUUCUCACCUUCCGUGGAACAUCGUUCGAACCAGCAAAGGAAGGAGGAAGCGGCGCUGUUGAAAAUGCCCCAUCCGCUGAUAUCAAAACCGACCUCAGCGAAUUCCUUGGCCAAGAAUUGAGCAAGUCUGAACGUCCUGAUCUUGCAACUGCCAAAGUCGUCGUUUCUGGAGGACGUGGAUUGAAGAGUGGAGACAAUUUCAAGCUCAUCUAUGAUCUUGCUGAUAAGCUCGGAGCCGGAGUCGGAGCAUCCCGUGCCGCUGUUGAUGCUGGAUACGUACCAAAUGACAUGCAAGUCGGUCAGACUGGAAAGAUUGUAGCGCCGGAACUCUACAUUGCAAUCGGAAUUUCUGGAGCCAUUCAACAUUUGGCUGGAAUGAAGGACUCAAAGGUGAUUGUCGCCAUCAACAAGGAUCCUGAUGCACCAAUUUUCCAGGUCGCUGAUAUUGGAUUGAAAGCCGAUUUGUUCAAGGCCGUCCCAGAACUGACUGCUGCUCUUCCAUGAAUACCUUCAAAUAGCCUAAUGUAGAUGUGUCUUCUAAAUUAUUGUAUUCUAUUUAGUAACUCGGUUUAUCGGGAUAUUGUGAUUUUCGUUUUUAUGCUUUCAAUGUGAAUAAACAGCCAAAUCUGU